ACUCCAUGCAUCCUCAUUCGACUCACUUAAACAGUUAAACUCACUCACAUUCGCACACACCACGUUAGUGACGAUCAGUCGAGGAACUCAAGUAUGGGAUCGGAUUCCGAAACAGUGUCGCUAAAAAUUCCUAUCAUUGAUUUCACAUAUAGUGGCAGUGGCACCACGCCCGACCAAGUAAGACAUGCACUUGAAGAGUACGGUUGUUUCGUGGCGGCGUAUGACAGAGUUCCGGCUCAACUUGUUGACAAGGUGAUGGCCCAGUCGAAGGAUCUGUUUGAUCUGCCCACAGAAACCAAACUCAGCCACACUUGCGACGACGUACUCCGUGGAUAUAUUGGACCAAGUCCUAGGCUUCCUUACUCCGAGACCUUCGCGAUUAGUCAUGCUACAAGCUUCCAAGAUGUGCAGAAUUUCAUGAACCUCGUGUGGCCUGCUGGCAAAGAUAACUUCUGUGAAACUACUCACAGUUAUGUGAAGUUGAUAGAAGAGUUGGGUGAACGGGUGAUGCGAUUGUUGUUCGAAAGCUAUGGUGUUGCAGCGAAGCACUAUGAGUCCUUUGCUGCUUUCAAUGACCACAUUUUUCGAUUAAUCAAGUAUAGAGAAAUGAAAGACAUGGACAUCACUGGUACUAGUGUAUGGUUUCCAAGCCACACCGACGCAAGCUUCAUAUCAAUACUUUUCCAGCACCAAAUUGGCGGUUUAGAAAUCGAAUCCAACGAUGGAACCUUUGUGGGUAUUGACGCCUCACCUUGCCACUUCAUAGUCUUCGCAGGAGAUAUGUUGCAGAUCAGAUGGAUUGAAGAAGAUCAAAUGACAGAAAUUAAAAAUGGUGUAUGGAUAACACCCCAAAUGAAAAAGACUAACGCUACACUUACCACAUUUGUCAUAUCACAUUUGUACAAUCUCUCUAAUAAAAGUACGGCUCACCAACAUAUGUGAGUUUCAUAUCUAUUAGAAAGAUGACAUUAAAGUGAUAUGAAAAAUGUAGUAAGAGUAAUAUUUUUGAAUAAAAAUGACCUAUGUGGAUGAUAUCAUUAUGACAUCUAUGUAAGAGCUUAGCUCACGAGAUCCUCUUGAAAAAAGAAAAGAAUUUAUAUGAAACAGGAUCACCACCACAUUGCAUCCAUGUCCAAUAAUAUUGUCAUAUGCAAGUUUUUCUUCACUUGGCAAUGUAUGAUUGGGUCGGAACUUCACAUGGUGGUGAAUCCAUUCCAUGUAUGUUGCCCUCUUAAAAUUGAGUACCAACUAGAUCGGUGUGAUUGCAAAAUAUAAUUAAAAAAAUAAAAAAGACAAUUUACAGAUUAAUUAAAAGGACCGAUGGUGAACAAUUGGUAACUUUAAAGUUGCUUAAAGUUGUUUUGCAGACUUUUUUUUUGUACAUACGAUAUUAGUUAUAUUAAGGAGAUGAAAGAAGUAGACUAAAUCUUACAAUAAACUAAUAAUAAUAUGGUUCAAAUUCGCAUGUUGUAAACCUUUAAUAGACAGAGCAGACUCAUAUAUAUACGCUCCUAAACCAUGCCCCGCCUUCACACUUCA
Molecule: messenger RNA, 1539 nt
Organism: Malus domestica (apple)
Lineage: Eukaryota; Viridiplantae; Streptophyta; Magnoliopsida; Rosales; Rosaceae
Source: RefSeq, a predicted model, not a curated record